AUGACUCAUAAAUGUGUGGGUGGUGGAAAUCUCACAACACCUGCUUGUUUUGAACAAGAGAGACUAGCUCUUCUCAAGUUCAAACACAGCAUCACAUAUGACAAUAGAAUGCUUUCAUCAUGGGGUGUUGGUAACGACUGCUGUAGGUGGGAAAGAGUCGGCUGUGACGAUGCCACUGGAAGGGUUAUUAGCCUUCAUCUCGGUAGUAGUUUCGUGGUAGAAGACUAUAUCUAUUGGCGUUAUGAUGAUUACGAACCAGGUUCUUUUAUUGAGGACGACUACGAGUUAGUUGGUGAUGAGGUGAAUUCUUGUUUAACUGAGUUGGUGCAUCUAAAGCAUCUAGACUUGAGUGGGAAUUAUUUUCAAGGAAGCCAAAUUCCAGAGUUCAUCGGAUCCUUUAAACAACUAAGGUAUCUCGAUCUCUCUAAUGUUGGUUUCACCGGUAACAUCCCCCAUCAAAUUGGAAACCUUUCUAAUUUAAAGGUUCUUAAUCUCCAUUCAGUUCCAACUUCCAUAGAUAAGUUGAGAAUAGAUGAUAUUUCAUGGAUUUUUGGUCUUUCAAAACUCGAAUAUCUUGACUUAACUGGAGUCGAUCUUAGUAGAACACAAAACGUUGAUAGCUUACUCUACACAUUUCCUUCAUUAUUGAAACUAAGUUUGUCCAGGUGUGGAGUUUCUAUAGCUCAUCUUGGGUCUCAUCAUCUUAAUUCCAGUAGAGAACUUGCCAACAUCAAACACCUGGAUCUUAGUUAUAAUGAUUUCAAAGGUCAACUCCCUGGCUUUUUUCUGAACAUGACAUCCCUAGCGUUCCUUGAUCUUUCAUCGAAUGAUCUUAGUAUGGCAUGGUUCUUUAAAAACUUGCUAAACAUGAUACCUUCUUCUGUAUCAGAGUUGCAGUUGUCAUAUUGUGGGAUCCAGAAUAUCAAUCUUUCUCCCACCAAUCUUAAUUUCACUACACUUUCUAACAUCCAACACCUCGAUCUUAGCCGGAAUGAACUUCAAGGCAGAUUUCCAUCUGCUUUAACAAACAUGAGUUCUCUGAUAUCUCUUGACCUUUCAAGUAACCAACUGAAUUCAUCAAUCCCUGUCAUGCCUAAUAACCUUCUUAAGCUUGAUAUUUCUUGGAAUAAGUUUAGGCAGAUUGAGGAUGUUGGAAUUUGGAGGCACUGUAACCUCCAAGAGUUAAUUGUUUCAUACAAUGCUCUUGAAGGACAAUUGAUUAGCCCAUCAACUAAUGUGUCCAAGUGCUCUCAAAAUGCAUUGGAGAUUUUGGAUUUACAUCAGAAUACAUUAAACGGUUCAAUUCCAGAAUCCAUAGGAAGAUUGACCAAUUUAAGAGUCUUAGAUCUAUCUCAAAAUGCAAUGACAGGUCCAAUCCCAGUAUCUGUAGGAAGACUUACUUCAUUAAGAGUGCUUUCAGUGCUUUCAAAUUUGUUAUGUGGGACCAUUCCGAAUUCAAUUGGGCAACUCAUGAAACUCAAUUUUUUAGACAUCUCUAACAAUUCUUUACAAGGAGUUGUUUCAGAAAACCAUUUUGCUAACCUCUCAAUGUUGAAGUACUUGGAUGCAAAUUCUAAUGAUAAAUUGAUUUUCAAUAUUUCACGUGGGUGGAUGCCUCCAUUCCAGUUGAAAGUCGCUCGACUCGGUUCUUGCAAGAUAGAAGGCGGAUUUCCACAAUGGUUUCGAGCUCAAAGGAAGCUUCAGGAAUUAGUGUUGUCCAAUGCUAGCAUUUAUGGAGCUCUUCCCACAUGGUUGCGCCUCCUACCCAUGAUACGUAUAUUAGAUCUUUCUCACAAUAAACUCACAGGUCCUUUGACGAACCUUCCUUCUCUAAAUGAGGUUGAUUGGGAAAAUUCCCAAGUGCCUAUGGAAUAUGUCCUUGAGUGUGAUGCUACUGAGUUCAAAUAG
Helianthus annuus (common sunflower) is the source of this 1908-nucleotide messenger RNA. Its product is annotated as probably inactive leucine-rich repeat receptor-like protein kinase At3g28040. Gene Ontology annotation, molecular function: protein binding. NCBI's taxonomy places the organism in Eukaryota, Viridiplantae, Streptophyta, Magnoliopsida, Asterales, Asteraceae. The record is from RefSeq and is a predicted model, not a curated record. The coding region runs from base 1 to 1908 and encodes 635 amino acids. The transcript is spliced from 2 exons.